Messenger RNA from Mangifera indica (mango), 1342 nucleotides. Its product is annotated as N-carbamoylputrescine amidase. Gene Ontology annotation, molecular function: N-carbamoylputrescine amidase activity. NCBI's taxonomy places the organism in Eukaryota, Viridiplantae, Streptophyta, Magnoliopsida, Sapindales, Anacardiaceae. Bases 139 to 1044 code for a protein of 301 amino acids. The transcript has 10 exons. The record is from RefSeq and is a predicted model, not a curated record.
UCACAGGACGAGAACUCCCGAAGUUUUUUUGUGUCGUUAAACAGAAUUUACUUACUAGAACUGCGUAGAUAGACGGUGAAAGGUCAUCAGUCACCACUUCUUCGCAUCUAAUUUGCGAAUUUCAUCAAGAAAGUAGAAAUGGAAAAUGGAAAAAGAGGUGAAGUGGUGGUUUCAGCUCUGCAGUUUGCUUGCACCGAUGAUGUCUCCACAAACGUUGCCACUGCUGAAAGGUUGGUGAGAGCUGCUCAUGCGAAGGGUGCAAACAUCAUCCUUAUUCAGGAACUCUUUGAGGGUUAUUAUUUCUGUCAAGCACAAAGAGAGGAUUUCUUUCAGCGAGCUAAGCCUUAUAAGGGUCAUCCUACAAUUCUCAGAAUGCAGAAGCUUGCGAAAGAGUUGGGUAUAGUGAUACCUGUUAGCUUCUUUGAAGAGGCAAAUAAUGCUCAUUACAAUUCAGUUGCUAUUAUUGAUGCUGACGGAACCGAUCUUGGACUUUAUAGGAAGUCCCAUAUCCCUGAUGGACCAGGGUAUCAGGAAAAGUUCUAUUUUAAUCCUGGGGACACUGGGUUUAAGGUUUUCCAAACAAAAUUUGCAAAAAUUGGAGUUGCAAUAUGCUGGGAUCAGUGGUUUCCAGAGGCAGCCCGAGCCAUGGUUCUGCAAGGUGCUGAGAUAUUGUUUUACCCUACUGCUAUCGGUUCUGAACCUCAAGAUGAUGGACUUGAUUCCUGUGAUCACUGGAAACGAGUGAUGCAAGGGCAUGCUGGAGCUAAUGUGGUUCCUCUUGUGGCUUCAAAUCGCAUUGGGACAGAAAUAAUAGAGACAGAGCAUGGAAACAGUAAAAUUACAUUCUAUGGAAAUUCUUUUAUAGCUGGACCAACUGGAGAAAUUGUUGCUGCUGCUGAUGAUAAAGAGGAAGCUGUUCUUGUUGCACAAUUUGAUCUUGAUAAAAUUAAAUCCAAGAGAUUUAGCUGGGGAGUAUUUCGUGAUCGACGUCCACAAUUAUACAAAGUUCUUUUGACAUUAGACGGCAUCAAUCCCUCAGUGUGAAUUUUGUGACCCUUAACCAUUAUUACCUUGUGGAGGUUGGAUGUUGCUUCUUUUGUGCAUUCAGAACUUUGAUAGAUGUAUGAAGAGGACAUCUUGCGUACUGGCAUAAGGAAAUUAACAGAGCAAAAAUGAGCAUGUCAGUGGGAAAAUCACAAAUUUUCUUGUGUACUAAUUCUAUAUACUUGCCCGAUGAAUUGCAUUGAGUGAAUGAAAUUAUUCAGCAUGUAAUAAUACCCUGUGAUUGCAGAAUGUAAAGAUUUGAUAAGCCAGACUUGAUUUGGUUAAAAUUCUUUUUUUA